Cygnus atratus (black swan) is the source of this 4459-nucleotide messenger RNA. Its product is annotated as leucine-rich repeat flightless-interacting protein 2. The record is from RefSeq and is a predicted model, not a curated record. Gene Ontology annotation, biological process: regulation of DNA-templated transcription. Lineage: Eukaryota; Metazoa; Chordata; Aves; Anseriformes; Anatidae.
CCCCGCGCUAGCACCGGUUCGAAUCCCGGCGCCGCUCCCCGCCGGCCGCCACCGCCCGGCCUCGCAGGGGCGGGGAGAGGAGGGCGGCCCGCAGCCGAGCGCGGCCCAUCCCUGACCCGAGCUCCGGUUCCUGCGCUUCCCGUGGCCGGGAAGAGGCGGGGAGGAGAAAGGCGAAGCGUGAAAGCCGGAGCGCAGCUGCCUGGCCCGGGCCGCCGGCCGCUGCCCGCCCUGGGGCGGCUCCAGCCUCCGUCCGGCGGGCGUGCGGCGAGCCCGGGGCCUGUGGGGAGCCGCGGGGCCCUUCCCGGCGGGGCGAGGCGGGGCGAGGGAAUCAGAGAAUAAAGAUGGGGACUCCUGGAUCAGGACGGAAGAGAACUCCAGUGAAAGACAGGUUUUCUGCAGAAGAUGAAGCUCUGAGUAGCAUUGCCAGAGAGGCAGAAGCCAGGCUUGCAGCGAAACGGGCAGCUCGAGCAGAAGCAAGAGAUAUACGUAUGAGAGAGCUGGAGCGACAGCAAAAAGAGUUUUCUCAGCAUUCAUAUGAUAGAAAAUGGGCUCAUAUCCAGAAAUGGGUGGAAGAUUCAGAGAGGGCCAGGUAUUCUCACCGGUCCAGUCGACAUUCAUAUUUGAGUCCUUUGGAUAUCAGUGGGUCUCACAGGAGCAGAACAAGUACCUCCAGAAGGAGAGAUCUUGUGUAUGACAGUGUUAAGGAUAGACCUACAAGAUACUCGGUCCCUAGUCAUGCUUACAGUGAAUGCAGUACGAAAAAGAAAACUGCUUAUGCCCAUAAAGAUUUCUUGAGUGGACUUUACCACGAUCAAAGAAAUUAUAGCAGCCUUAGAUAUAGUAAACCAGUUCCUUCGUAUCAUACUCGGUCAUCUUCCCUGUACAGUGAUCCAGUGGCAACAACUAGGAAUUACAGGGCGUCUUUGUGUGGUGAUGGAUUGCAUAGCUCAUAUAGUUCUCACACUUCAUCUGAAUACAGUUGGUAUUCUUCAAGAGCAAGCUCAAUUCGAAGUAGUCCUGUGUCCUCUGAUUUUUCUGAUCAAAGUGAAACUGCUGCUGAUUAUUUUAGUCGUUCCAACCGCAGGGGAAGCAUUGUUUCUGAUGCAGAUGAUGUCCAAGUUUUGAAUAGUCUGGAAGAAAAGAGUGAAAAAUCACAUUCAGAAAUUUUUUCAAGGCCAUCAUCUCGCAAUUCAAUUCCUCUGAGUGGCAACUCCUCUAGGAGAGGAAGUGGAGAUACAAGCAGUUUGCUGGAUCCUGAUGCCUCCCUCAGCGAAUUACGGGAUAUCUAUGAUCUUAAGGACCAGAUACACGAUGUAGAAGGGAGAUACAUGCAGGGACUUAAAGAACUAAAGGAUUCACUAGCUGAAGUUGAAGAAAAAUACAAGAAAGCUAUGGUUUCCAAUGCUCAACUAGACAAUGAGAAAAACAAUUUGGUUUACCAAGUGGAUACUCUAAAGGAUGUCAUUGAGGAGAAAGAAGAACAGAUAGCUGAGUUCUGUAGGGAAAAUGAAGAGAAGUCAAAGGAGUUGGAAAGACAGAAACACACAUGCAGUGUUUUACAGCAUAAGCUGGAUGAACUUAAAGAGGGCCUUCGACAGAGAGAUGAAUUGAUAGAGGAGAAUCAACGCAUGCAGCAGAAUAUAGACUGCAUAACCAAAGAGGUGUUUGAUCUCCAGGAGACAAUUAAUUGGAAAGAUAAAAAAAUAGGGGCCCUAGAAAGACAGAAAGAUUACUUUGACUGCAUUAAGAAUGAGCGAGAUGAGCUCAGAGAGGAGUUGGCUGACCUGAAGGAAGCAAUGAAGAGAGGAGAGAAACACGGAUUAGUUAUAAUUCCAGAUGGCACACCGAAUGGUGAUGUAAACCAUGAAUCAGCGGUUGGUGCAAUAACAGUUGUAUCACAGGAAGCUGCUCAAGUCUUGGAAUCUGCAGGAGAAGGACCAUUAGAUGUCCGGCUACGAAAACUGGCUGGAGAAAAGGAAGAACUAUUGUCCCAGGUUAGAAAGCUGAAGAUGCAAUUGGAAGAAGAACGACAGAAAUAUUCUAAAAGUGAUGGCAUGAAUCCGGAUAUAAUAGGCUUAGAGAAUGGUUCUGACUUGCAACUAAUUGAAAUGCAGAGAGAUGCAAACAGACAAAUUAGUGAAUACAAAUUUAAACUUUCAAAAGCUGAACAAGAUAUAACUACCUUGGAACAAAACAUUGGACGACUUGAGGGACAGGUUGCAAGAUACAAAAAUGCAGCAGAAAAUGCAGAAAAAGUGGAAGAUGAACUCAAAGCUGAAAAGAGGAAGCUUCAGCGAGAGUUAAGAACAGCACUGGAUAAGAUAGAAGAGAUGGAGAUGACCAAUAGCCACUUAAUGAAAAGGCUGGAGAAGAUGAAGGCAAAUAGGACUGCGCUUUUAUCUCAGCAGUGAAGUGGAAAUUGAAACUACAAUGCACUGCUCCUUGAAUAACUAGCCCCUAGCUCAUUUUUAAAUACAGACUUUCAUUGGCACAAGCUACUUGAACACUGAGCUGUUCAACGUUGUUUUAGUUUGAUAAUUAAAUGGCAUACAUCUUUUUGUAACUUAUGAGAGAAUGAAAUGUAGUUUGAAUUUCCCUGUGAAUGACAGCAAUUUUUCUGUAGCGUUUGAUUCUAGAGUCAGAGCUGGAACACAAUGCCGUAUGUUUGACCUAGUGAUAGAAAAUAUUCUCACAACUGUGGAAUCAAGUUUACUCACGAUCUCUUUUGGCUGCUUUAAUGAAUGCUUGAUGCUCGGAGACAACUGCAUGAAUCCAAGAAGACACUGUAUUAUAAACUAACAUACAUUUGCUCAAGACAUCACACAGCACAAGUGCCUUUUAUCUGGUGCAAUUUAAACUUCAUUGUUGAAAUAACCCUUGAAAUCAGAUAACAUUUUAUUUUAAGAUACAUUUGGGGUGUUCACUAAACUUUAUACAUUUUGAAAAUGCAUUUUUGUAAAAUAUUUAAAUUUAUAAGAAAAUAGGGACUGUAUAUAAAAACUGCUUUUUUUGCAUGGGCACAUCCAAGUUCUAGGUGAUUUUCUCAGAUAAUAGCCCCUGAUGCUCUUAGGACAAGAGUACAGAUUUUAAACUUCUGUUUGUACACCAUCAAUUUGUCAUCUGCUGCUUAAGCGUGAACUGAAAGUUUAGGGUGGGAGGAAGAGAUGGGAAAUGUGGCUAAGGAGUUUAUUAAAUGGACACUACUGACCAAAACCAGAUGUUUGUGUUUUCUUUUAAAUACUGAGAUAUCAACAAGAUAAAGUCUUCAGAGUAGUAAAUUUUGGUCUUCAUAAAAAUAUCCUUGUCUUUUUAAUCUAAAAGUUCUGAAGUGGUGUUAGCCACUGUUAGCCUUUGCUUGAGGCCAGCAUGAGCCAAACAUUUGGCCUAAGAGGAUCGUUCUUUUGGACUCAUAUCAGAUCCUUUUCCGUUGCAAAUUGCUGCCAUUCAGGAGUAUUUCUCAAAGCAAAGCAGACUUCAGGACACUUGUAAUCCAGAGCUUUAGUGGUUCUGUCUUUACCAGAGCUCCUUUACAAAGGAACAGCCAUCUCUGCAUUUCAAAAGCGUAGUUUGCUUUCCUUUUGCUUGUAUGUUAGGCCUCUUGGGCUUAGAAAAAGCUUUCCCUGUUGAGAAACAUCCUUUUAAGUAGCAGAUCUCCAGAGACCUGCUCAUUAACAGGAGACCGUUGGAUUCUGGUGAUCAGAUGGAUCAUGGUCUGUACUGUUAACUCUUUGCUUUCAUGUUGUGUAUGUGAUCAGAAAAGACCAUCUUAGUCUUGAACUUAGUUGUUCUUACCGUGUGUAUUCUGAAGAUGAAAGGAUAUUUUGGGGAUUUUGAAGGUGUUCACAUGUACAAAAACCUCUGCUUAAAUCUUAUUUAAUAUAUGGUGGGGAGCACAUCUUCUGGUACACUUCCUCUAAACUACUCUGUUGAAGCUGGAUAUUUCAUGGCACUCAAACAACUGUGUGAUUUCAGUAGUAAACUAUGACAGUCAGAUAAGGAAUUAUCAUCUCAGAAUUACCAGCAUCCUGAGAAACUUGGGAGCACAGGCAAAGCAUCAGUACAUCCUUUUUAAAGAUGAAGAUUGUUAGCUUUUUGGAAAGCCUUUUACUACAGAGGUCUGUUAGGUUAGCCAUUUUAGUUGUGGUGCUUCCCCAGUUCUUGCUACCAGAGAACUGAAACAAAUUCAGACAAAGAACUCAAAACAUGAGAUUCCCAAUGUUUACACUAACUGAAUAAUACUGGAUUGUGACUUAAUAUGACUCUAAUUAAAAAGUUUAAAAGGCAAUUAAAAGAACUAUGAGGAAAAUGCUCUGGGAAUAAUUAAUUGUAGAUCUUUCCACCUUUUUCCAAAACAAUUCUUACCUGGAAGAUUGUUUCACUAGCCCCAUGUGAAUUCCUUUUGUAUAUGGGACAGAUCCAAAUAAAAAUGAAAAGCAGUAAAUAAAAACAUGAUUAUCGA